This is a messenger RNA of Amphiprion ocellaris (clown anemonefish), 1658 nucleotides long. Its product is annotated as protein disulfide-isomerase A3-like. Bases 94 to 1395 code for a protein of 433 amino acids. Lineage: Eukaryota; Metazoa; Chordata; Actinopteri; Pomacentridae. Gene Ontology annotation, molecular function: protein disulfide isomerase activity. The transcript has 10 exons. The record is from RefSeq and is a predicted model, not a curated record. Gene Ontology annotation, biological process: protein folding; response to endoplasmic reticulum stress. Gene Ontology annotation, cellular component: cell surface; endoplasmic reticulum.
CCGGCGGUUUCCUCGGUGUGUGUCGGCUCUUCUCGGUGUGUCCGCCGUUACCGCGGUUCCGUUCGGUAUCCGUCUCCUGUUUGUGUCUCCAACAUGGCGGCCUCCGUGCACCUGUUUCCCACUUGCGUCUGUCUCGUGCUGCUGUGUCGCCUUCCCGCGGCCGUGUGCUCGCGCAGGGACGUGCUCGAGCUCGGGGAUGCGGACUUCGACUACCUGGCAACGGAGCACGAGACCAUGCUGGUGAAGUUCUACGCUCCCUGGUGUGGUCACUGUAAGAAACUGGCUCCAGAGUUUGACAGAGCAGCGACUCGACUGAAGGGAAAUGUUCGGUUAGCAAAGGUGGACUGUACGACUCACUCAGAGACCUGUGGACGGUUUGGGGUUUCUGGUUAUCCCACUCUGAAGAUCUUCAGGUAUGGCAGAGACUCCGCCCCCUACGAUGGACCUCGCACCGCAGAGGGGAUCUAUCAGUACAUGAAGAAGCAGACGGGUCCAGACUCGGUUCUCCUGAGGACCAAAGAAGAUCUGCAGGCCUUCGUCAACAACUACGACGCCAGCAUCGUCGGUGUGUUCUCAGGUGCAGACGGCUCUCGUCUGGCUGAGUUCCUGAAUGCAGCAGGUCUCCUCAGAGAACAGUUCAGGUUCGCUCACAGCACUGAUCUGCAGCUGGCCGAGGAUCAUGGAAUCCACUCAGAGUGUGUGCUGCUGUUCAGACCUCCCAGACUCUCCAACACAUUUGAGGACAGUUUGGUCGUCUUCAAAGACUAUCUGACCAUCGGCUCGCUGAGACGCUUCAUCAGAGAUCACAUUUAUGGCCUGUGUCCUCACAUGACCCUGGAGAACAGAGAUCGUCUGAGAGUUCGUGACCUGCUGACGGCGUACUAUGAUCUGGACUAUCAUCACAACGUCCGUGGGUCCAACUACUGGAGGAACAGGGUGAUGAAGGUGGCAUCUAAAUAUGGUGGGCGGGGCCUAACAUACUCAGUAGCCAAUAAGAAGGACUUUCUGUCUGAACUGGAGGAUGACUUCGGUCUGGGGACGUCAGACGGAGGAGAGCUGCCGUUCGUCACCAUCCGGACCAGACUGGGCCACAAGUACACCAUGAGGGAGGAGUUCACGAGGGAUGGUCAGUCUCUGGAGAGGUUUCUGGAUGAUUACUUCGCAGGUCGACUCAAACGAUAUGUUAAAUCAGAGCCGGUACCUGAGAGAAACACCGCUGACGUCAAGAUGGUUGUUGCCGAGUCCUUUGAUGAUGUGGUCAAUGAUCCAGAUAAAGAUGUUCUGAUCCAGUUCUACUCUCCAUCCUGUCCUCACUGUAAGAAGCUGGAGCCGGUGUACAGGGAGCUGGCUCACACGGUAACACCUUUAUUUUGUAUUUUAGCUGAAAUUCACUAAAUUCCAUCAGUGUACACGUAGUAACUGGGGCAUGAAAACAGGAUUUUAGACAAUUUUGCUAAUUAAAUACUUCAUUAAAUCCUUUUUGCCAUCUGAACCCCAAAACUUGCUGGUAGAUUUGAAAUGCAUCUUGAUAAUAUCACCAGAAUCACAGCGUUUGUUGGUUGGAAACGGUAAAAACAGGAAGAACUGACUCAGCUGUGACCAUUAGUGAAACAUUUGACGAAGAGAAAAAACUGUCUCGAUACUGACCGAAGACAUUU